Oikopleura dioica is the source of this 564-nucleotide messenger RNA. The record is from the annotation of a GenBank genome assembly. Lineage: Eukaryota; Metazoa; Chordata; Appendicularia; Copelata; Oikopleuridae.
AUGCCAACAAUGAUGUCGAAUGCAGUAUCCGACAUUGCUGCGUAUUCUGGACGAGAGGAAGAGCUCUUGGAGGUCGAAGGGACUUGCCUCGAUUCCGACUCUGACGACAACACCCGCAGCUCAAGCCGCAACAAGACAAAGCACAAGUCAAAGACAAAGAUGGGCUGGGAAAAAUACGAAGCUACUAUUCCAAAGGAUCAGAUUCACGAACAUUUGAUACAGCUAGCGUGUCCUCUCACAGGAACCUGGAAAGACGAGGGAGCGGUUUGGAAGUUGCUCAAGGUCUAUGACAUGCAGCUUCAUCCUGGAAUCAAAGCCACUCUUUGUGUUCAAGCGCAAGAGGCCGUCGAUUCUUCCGAAACAAUGAUGACAAUUAUCGUUUUAUGGUCGCUGCGCAACUUUGCCUACCACUAUGAGGCAGAGUGGGCGCUGAUGGCGAAGAAGAGCGAAGAGUAUCUUCGCAAAAACUCAGAGAUAAAGGCCCUACACAAGCAUAUAAAAACUCGCCUGCGCCAAGUUAUCAACAGGGAUUUCUCCCUGUUCAGGGACGACGAAGAAGAAUAA